GCCCUCUCCCAUCCUCACAACCACAACCACAUCUCACCUUCAUCCAACACAUCACCGCAAUGGUCCCCAUCCGCCACGUCGUCCUCUUCACCCCCAAGCCGGAGCUCUCGGCCGCCGAGGCCCAAAAUGUCUUUGACGACAUGCUCGCCCUCAAGGACCGCUGCGUCAAGCCUGACACCAAGCAGGCCUACAUCCAGUCCCUCGUCGGCGGCAAGGACAACUCGCCCGAGGGCAUGCAGCAAGGGCUCACGCACAUCUUCAUCGUGGAGUUUGCCAGCGCCGAGGACAGAGACUACUAUGUUAACAUGGACCCGGCGCACAGGGCGUUUGUGGAGAAGCACGCGCCGAGUCUGGCCAAGGCGCAGGUUGUCGACUUUACACCGGGUGUCUUUUGAUUUGAUGAGGCAGAAGCCAACGCUGAAUUGUGAUUCCACUAAAUAUGCCUAUCCAACCUCAUA
Molecule: messenger RNA, 458 nt
Organism: Emericellopsis atlantica
Lineage: Eukaryota; Fungi; Ascomycota; Sordariomycetes; Hypocreales; Bionectriaceae
Product: stress responsive A/B barrel domain-containing protein
Exons: 2
Coding region: 60-395 (111 amino acids)
Source: RefSeq, a predicted model, not a curated record